ACUGUUCCCGAUAAUCCCUGUCCCGGGCCGCCUGACAUCCGGCCUUCGGGCUGUGGACCUGGACCUCCCGGCCGGUGGCUGGGGUUUGAGGAGAGACGUCAGGACCCACCUGGCUGCAGGAUGAGGCUGGCCACCGGCUCCCUGAUUCUGUGGCUCAGCCUGGGGGGUGGCCUGGCACAGGACGACAGCAGCCCUGACGCAGACGAGUCCUAUUCAAACUGGGGCCUGCGGCACCUCCGGGGCAGCUUCGAGUCGGUCAACAGCUACUUCGAUUCCUUCCUGGAGCUGCUGGGAGGGAAGAACGGAGUCUGUCAGUACAGGUGCCGAUACGGAAAGGCACCAAUGCCCAGACCUGACUACAAGCCUCAGGGGCCCAACGGCUGCAACUCCUACUUCCUGGGUCUCAAGAUACCAGAAAGUAUGAGCUUGGGCAUUCCAGCAAUGACCAAGUGCUGCAACCAGCUGGAUGUCUGCUAUGACACUUGCGGUGCCAACAAGUAUCGCUGUGAUGCAAAAUUCCGAUGGUGCCUCCACUCUAUCUGCUCUGACCUUAAGCGAAGUCUGGGCUUUGUCUCCAACGUGGCAACAUGCGACUCGCUGGCCGAUACCGUGUUCAACACUGUCUGGACCUUGGGCUGCCGGCCCUUCAUGAACAGCCAGCGCGCAGCCUGCGUGUGCGCCGGGGAGGAGAAGGAAGAGCUGUGAGGAGGCGGCGGUUCCUUUUUGGUUUCCGGCGACAUCACGGCUGUCAGGCUCCGACAGGGUCGCGUGGCAGAUGUGUCUCAUCCUUUCUUCCGAGAGUUUGGAUACCACAAAGCAGGGGAAAGGACAUAGUCUACAGCUGAAAAGCGAGCCCCAUCCUUUGAGGAGAA
Miniopterus natalensis is the source of this 872-nucleotide messenger RNA. It is a transcript of the gene PLA2G12B, whose product is annotated as phospholipase A2 group XIIB. The record is from RefSeq and is a predicted model, not a curated record. Gene Ontology annotation, molecular function: calcium ion binding; A2-type glycerophospholipase activity. Gene Ontology annotation, cellular component: extracellular region. NCBI's taxonomy places the organism in Eukaryota, Metazoa, Chordata, Mammalia, Chiroptera, Miniopteridae. Gene Ontology annotation, biological process: cholesterol homeostasis; lipid catabolic process; triglyceride homeostasis.